Molecule: messenger RNA, 1952 nt
Organism: Branchiostoma floridae (Florida lancelet)
Lineage: Eukaryota; Metazoa; Chordata; Leptocardii; Amphioxiformes; Branchiostomatidae
Product: lysosomal protective protein-like
Exons: 11
Coding region: 8-1423 (471 amino acids)
Biological process (GO): proteolysis
Molecular function (GO): serine-type carboxypeptidase activity
Source: RefSeq, a predicted model, not a curated record
UAGCACCAUGUCCGUGGCCAUGAUCACAACGUUUCUCUGCGUUUUGUCGCUGGCGUCUGUGUUCCAGACACUUGCUGCAAAUCCCGACGAAGUGAAGAACCUUCCCGGACUGAAGUCGGACUUGAAAUUCGCGCAAUAUUCCGGCUAUGUGAACGCCACUGGGAGCAAAAAGCUGCACUACUGGUUUGUGGAAUCUCAGGGAGACCCCAAGACGGACCCCGUGAUUCUGUGGCUGAACGGAGGACCAGGAUGCAGCUCUCUGGAUGGGUAUCUGUCAGAAAAUGGACCCUAUCAUGUGAACGACGAUGGGAGCACGUUAUACGAGAACCCGUUCAGUUGGAACAAAGUCGCCAAUGUCGUGUACCUGGAGUCACCUGCUGGUGUUGGAUUCUCCUACUCAAUGGACAAGAACUAUUCCACCAACGACGAUCAGGUUGCCUUGGAUAACUUUGCUGCUGUUCAGAGUUUCUUUGUGAAGUUCCCCCAGUUUCUUGCCAAUGAUUUCUACAUUGUCGGCGAGAGUUACGGUGGCUACUAUGUUCCAACACUGGCCGUCAACAUCAUGAAAGCCAACACUACCAUUAAGUUCAAGGGUUUUGGGAUAGGGAACGGGCUUUCCAGUCGUGAGAUGAAUGCCAACUCUGCCGUGUACUAUGGCUACUACCAUGGCCUCUACGGAGACGAUAUCUGGAAAUCACUGAACAAAUACUGCUGCUCAUCGAAUGACGAUGGAUGCCAGUUUGCCGGCAAUGAGGACACCAACUGUCAAGAAGCGGUAAGCCAAGCCAUGCACUUUAUCUACGACAUCGGGCUGAACGAGUACGCGCUGUACCGUGACUGCGCGGGAGGUCUGCCCCCUCACUUCGCUCGGUGGAGGAUGGCCGUCAGCCACCUGUUUAAGGCCUACGGGUUGCCUCUGCCGGCUCCACCCAAACCUCAGGUGAAUGGAUCCAGGAUGCUCACAGCCACCAACAAAGUUGGGAUCAUUCCGCCGUGUAUCAACGCCACUGCGCAGACUGCAUGGUUGAACAGACCAGAUGUUAGGACAGCCCUGCACAUCCCUGACUUUGUGCAGCAAUGGGCACUGUGCAGCGAGGAGGUUGGAGCCCAGUACAAGUCACUUUACUCCACCAUGCGUGACCAGUACCUGGCCCUGCUGCCGAAGUACCGAGCCCUGGUGUACAACGGAGACACCGACAUGGCCUGUAACUUCCUGGGAGACCAGUGGUUCGUGGAGUCCUUACAACAACCGGUUGUAGCUGCUAGGAAACCUUGGACCUACGCUAACCAAGUAGCAGGGUUUAUCAAGCAGUUUCAGAACCUGACCUUCCUGACUGUCAAGGGUGCAGGCCACAUGGUUCCACAGUGGGCGCCCGGUCAGGCCCUGUCGAUGAUCACCAACUUUCUACACAACAGCUUCUGAAGACGCUGUAGAGUCACACAUUUCCUUUAAUGAGAUUGGAUCAUUCUGUGCACUGAUCUUUAUUUUUAGUUUUUAGGGACUUACCUUUAGUAGUUGGAGAGGAAAGUCCAUGGUUGAAACAACUAUAGUACUGCCCAGGUUGUGGGAAGGGCUAGCAACCCCUCCAUGUAAAAAAUAUACCCUGCUACUGAAACAUCAAGGAAAUUUGCAACUCUAUUUGCCACUAGGCACUACAUGUACUAGGAUCUGAAUGUAAAAAUGAAUAUGAAUAAAUGUGAACUAAAUAGACGCAAUAUGAUGUACAUAUCUAUGCAAUUGAUAUUAUCAUUGAUUGAAUUAUGAAUUGUAAAGAUUUGAUGGUCAGAAAUGCAUAUUUAUAUCAUGUGAUUGAAGUCAAAGCUAAUAGUAUAGGUGGUAUAACUGCCCCUCAGUGUAACACCAGCUCCAAACAACCAACCAUGACCCAGAAAGGACAACAUGUACAUGCAAGUAAAGAUUGGCAAUAAACAAUACCAGGUAGAAAUUAAGA